This is a messenger RNA of Nerophis ophidion (straightnose pipefish), 3727 nucleotides long. RefSeq names its product zinc finger protein 544-like. Gene Ontology annotation, cellular component: nucleus. Bases 178 to 1821 code for a protein of 547 amino acids. The record is from RefSeq and is a predicted model, not a curated record. The transcript has 3 exons. NCBI's taxonomy places the organism in Eukaryota, Metazoa, Chordata, Actinopteri, Syngnathiformes, Syngnathidae.
GCACCGCGACUCGUCAGCGCCAGUAGGCAGUAGCGCUCGAUGCUGCGUACCCUUAUAAGAUGUCUAUGGUGAUAACUGUUAAAUUACCAUCGAAGAAGAAAAACGGAAGUGAGAAGGCAGAAAGUAGCAACGCUCAAGUGUCUGUUUACAUUGUACUCGCAAAAAGCCAACGUCGGAAUGCUGAGAGAGUUGGUGAAGGAGCGAAUAAUGGCGGCGGCUGAUGAAAUAUUCGCGCUGUUUGAAAGAACGAUAGCGUCGUACGAGGAAGAACUUUCUCGAACGAGAGAGGAGAAAGAGCGAUAUCGACAACAACUGGAAGCUGCUAGCAAGGUUCACACUGUGCCUCACGAUCAAGACAUCCUGCGUCCCCUUCAGCUACAGGCAGGGAGUGCCACUUUGGAACAGGAGGAUACACAGCCCCCCCACAUUAAAGUGGAAGAGGAGGAAUUCUGGAUCCCUCAGGAGGAAAAGUGUCUUCUCGCGCUGGAGGAGGCUGCCCUCACCAAGUUGCAACUGUACGUUGUCUCUGUAAAGACUGAAGAUGGUGAAGACAAACCACCUGAAUCCUCACAGCUUCAUCACAGUCCAGGUGAGGAGAACAAAGAGGGGGAACUUCCAGGCAGCAGCGCAACACAACACAUGACGGCAGAAGCUGAUGGAGACCACUGUGGAGGAUUACAAGAAGACAACCUCUUAGCUCCACUAUCAGAUAGUGAUGACACAGCAUCACACACUCCUGGCGAUGAAGACUGGGACUGCGCCCGAGAACCUUUGAGCAGCGGUACAGACUGUGAAGAUGAUGUCAGGACUCAAACUGACAACAAACACUCUGAAUGCUUUCAAGAUAAGACCGAUAUCCAGGGGAGUGCCACAAUAAAGCCGGAGGAUCCACAGCCCCCCUGCAUUAAAGAGGAAGCAGAGGAACUCUGGAUUGCUCCGGAGAAAGUGUGCCUUGUCGGGCAGAGGAAGGCUGAUCUCACCAAGUUGCCACUGAUCGUUGUCUCUGUAAAAACUGAAGAUGAUGAAGACGAAUCCUCACAGCUCCGUCACAGUCCAAGUGAGGAGAACAGAGGGGCGGAACCUCCGAGUAGCAGCUCACUACAACACAUGACAUCAGAAGCUGAUGGAGGAUCACAAGCAGACAACCUCAUAGCUCCACUAUCAGAUAGUGACGACGUGACGUCUCACUCUGCUGAGGAUGAAGACAGCGACGACAUCCAAGAAACUUUGAGCAGAGAUACAGACUGUGAAGGUGAUAACAAACACUCUGAAAGGAGGACGGGUAGACCACGUUGGACCUGCUCAGUUUGCGAUAAAAGCUUUUCUUUUAAGAGUGAUUUUGCUCAACACAGGAAGACGCACGCAGGUGAAACACCAUAUUCCUGUUCGGUGUGCGCAAAUACAUUUACCCGACACAGCAAUUUGAGAGCACACUUGCGCACGCACGACGAAAAAACACCUUUUACUUGCGCCGUCUGUAGUAAAGAGUUCUCCAGAAAAGUACGCAUGGAAUCCCACAUGUGGACUCACACGGGACAAAAACCUUUCAGUUGCUUGACAUGUGGCAAAAUGUUCAUCACAAACGUCUCUUUGAUUGGACAUCAAAGAACCCACACUGGGGAGAAACCUUUUAGUUGUUCAGUUUGCGAUAGAAGAUUCUCUCAGAAGUCGAACAUGAGGUCCCACAUGAGAACACACACAGGGGAAAAACCUUUCUCUUGUUCCUUUUGUGCCAGAACGUUCUCUCGGCAUGACAAUCUGAUGUCACACAUGCGGAUACACGGCAGAUGCACAAACACAAACGUUUCCCUGCCAAGUUAGUGUUUCAAAAUAAUGUGAUGUCACCUUGAAAAUGAUUAUGUACAAACCCUGUUUCCAUAUGAGUUGGGAAAUUGUGUUAGAUGUAAAUAUAAACGGAAUACAAUGAUUUUCAAAUCGUUUUCAACCCAUAUUCAGUUGAAUAUGCUACAAAGAAAACAUAUUUGAUGUUCAAACUGAUAAACGUUUUUUUUUUGCAAAUAAUCAUUAAGUUUAGAAUUUGCUGCCAGCAACACGUGACAAAGAAGUUGGGAAUGGUGGCAAUAAAUACUGAUAAAGUUGAGGAAUGCUCAUCAAACACUUAUUUGGAACAUCCCACAGGUGUGCAGGCUAAUUGGGAACAGGUGGGUGCCAUGAUUGGGUAUAAAAACAGCUUCCCAAAAAUUGCUCAGUCUUUCAAAAGAAAGGAUGGGGAGAGGUACACCUCUUUGUCCACAACUGCGUGAGCAAAUAGUCAAACAGUUUAAGAACAACGUUUCUCAAAGUACAAUUGCAAGAAAUUUAGGGAUUUCAACAUCUAUUGUCCAUAAUAUCAUCAAAAGGUUCAGAGAAUCUGGAGAAAUCACUCCACGUAAGCGGCAUGGCCGGAAACCAACAUUGAAUGACCGUGACCUUCGAUCCCUCGAACGGCACUGUAUCAAAAACCGACAUCAAUCUCUAAAGGAUAUCACCACAUGGGCUCAGGAACACUUCAGAAAACCACUGUCACUAAAUACAGUUGGUCACUACAUCUGUAAGUGCAAGUUAAAGCUCUACUAUGCAAAGCCAAAGCCAUUUAUCAACAACAUCCAGAAACGCCGCCGUCUUCUCUGGGCCCUAGAUCAUCUAAGAUGGACUGAUGCAAAGUGGAAAACUGUUCUGUGGUCUGAUGAGUCCACAUUUCAAAUUGUUUUUGGAAAUAUUUGACAUCGUGUCAUCCGGACCAAAGGGGAAGCAAACCAUCCAGACUGUUAUCGACGCAAAGUUAAAAAAACAGCAUCUGUGAUGGUAUGGGGGUGCAUUAGUGCCCAAGGCAUGGGUAACUUACACAUCUGUGAAGGCACCAUUAAUGCUGAAAGGGACUUACAGGUUUUGGAACAACAUAUGCUGCCAUCUAAGCGCCGUCUUUUUUAUGGAUGCUCCUGCUUAUUUCAGCAUGACAAUGCCAAGCCACAUUCAGCACGUGUUAGAACAGCGUGGCUUCGUAAAAAAAAGAGUGCGGGUACUUUCCGGGCCCGCCUGCAGUCCAGACCUGUCUCCCAACGAAAAUAUGUGGCCCAUUAUGAAGCGUAAAAUACGACAGCGGAGACCCCGGACUGUUGAACGACUGAGGCUCUACAUAAAACAAGAAUGGGAAAGAAUUCCACUUUCAAAGCUUCAACAAUUAGUUUCCUCAGUUCCCAAACGUUUAUUGAGUGUUGUUAAAAGAAAAGGUGAUGUAACACAGUGGUGAACAUGCUCUUCCCCAACUACUUUGGCACGUGUUGCAGCCGUGAAAUUCUAAGUUAAUUAUUAUUUUCAAAAAAAAUAAAGUUUAUGAGUUUGAACAUCAAAUAGCUUGUCUUUGUAGUACAUUCAAUUGAAUAUGGGUUGAAAAGGAUUUGCAAAUCAUCUAACACAGUUUCCCAACUGGGGUUUGUACAUUAGACUUGGACAAACUUUAUUGAUCCACAAGGUAAAUUGUUAUACCAAAUAUACUAUACUUUAUAGACGUUAUACUAAAAUACUAAAUUUAGUGUGCUGUUAAAAAAAACAGCUAUACUACUUUCAAUCAUGGUGUAAAUAUUAAAAAAUACGUUCUAUCUCCUUCUGCUGAAGUAUACAUCAAUGAUUAUAAGGAUGUACUUAUGUUGCUGUUUAAAUACGGGGAACAAGGGAAUUGUGAAAAAACUGCAUGCAUUCUUUAAAUAAAAACGAUUCAAAUGCAAAA